Molecule: messenger RNA, 321 nt
Organism: Chrysochloris asiatica (Cape golden mole)
Lineage: Eukaryota; Metazoa; Chordata; Mammalia; Afrosoricida; Chrysochloridae
Gene: NDUFS5
Product: NADH dehydrogenase (ubiquinone) Fe-S protein 5, 15kDa (NADH-coenzyme Q reductase)
Exons: 2
Coding region: 1-321 (106 amino acids)
Biological process (GO): mitochondrial respiratory chain complex I assembly
Source: RefSeq, a predicted model, not a curated record
AUGCCUUUCUUGGAUGUGCAGAAAAGGCUGGGCCUUAAUGUAGACCGCUGGCUGACAGUCCAGAGUGCUGAACAGCCACACAGGCUUCCAGCUCGCUGCCAUGCUUUUGAAAAAGAGUGGAUAGAAUGUGCUCAUGGAAUUGGUGGUAUCCGGGCAGAGAAAGAGUGCAAGAUAGAGUUUGAUGAUUUUUCAGAAUGUUUGCUUCGUCAGAAAACGAUGAAACGCAUGGCCACCAUCAAGCAGCAGCGGGACAAGCUGAUAAAGGAAGGGAAGUACACGCCUCCACCUCACCACACUGGCAAGGGGGAGCCCCGGCCGUGA